Myotis lucifugus (little brown bat) is the source of this 822-nucleotide messenger RNA. It is a transcript of the gene TMEM225, whose product is annotated as transmembrane protein 225. The record is from RefSeq and is a predicted model, not a curated record. Gene Ontology annotation, biological process: negative regulation of phosphatase activity. The transcript has 4 exons. NCBI's taxonomy places the organism in Eukaryota, Metazoa, Chordata, Mammalia, Chiroptera, Vespertilionidae. The coding region runs from base 12 to 635 and encodes 207 amino acids.
GGGGCUGGGCCAUGUUCAGCGCCCAUCUCAGCAGAAGGGCUUCCGAUGGAGGACCAGCCGUCAGAGGGCCCGGGCCUGGGCCUGCAGCACCCGGCCUUACAGGCAACGGUGAGAUGGAAGUGAUCAGAGUCAUGCUGAUUAUAGUCCUCAGCCUUUCCUACUUUUAUAACUUCUUCCUGGGAUUGGAAUUCACCUAUAUGAUUCCUCAAACUGCGUGCGUCAUCUUCAUGGCUGUCUUCCUCACUUGCUUCACCGGUGUCCUUCUGCUCACCACACUCCUACUGUAUCACAUAAAGCUAAGACAAGGCAAAUCCGUGUACUACUCUAAUUAUCAUCUCACCUGGAACAUUUCCACGGCCUACAUUAGCAUUUUCUUCCAUUUUGCCUCUGGACUCUUCUCUCUCCUAGAGUACCAGCGGGUCAUGAAGAACAGUGCCUCGGAAUCCACCAUGGAAAACUUUGGCCGAGACAGUGACAUGAGACGGCAGUCUGGGAGUUCUAUCCAAGUGAUUUCAUUACCAGAGCGCAGCCCCAUUCUACCCAGCAUUGUCCAGGUGCCCUCUGAUCCAUCCAAGGAAGAUAGGCUCCCGAAGGCCUCACAAAUGCAAAAACGCCGGGUAACCUGGGCCAUGUGACUUGAUCGUCCAUCACUCCUACGUGCUCAUCUCAAUGAAAACCUUUUCCUGUGCCUGUUUCUGGGCGGAUGUGCAACCGCGUUGUCUGUAAAUGACUGUGACCUGGUUGACAUCUGUCAGAAAACCCAGAAUAUGGCUUUAAAAAAAAAAUUCCCUUCCCUGCUGAACUACUUCUUUCUAUUGGAUG